AUGCCGCAGGGCGCCAACGCCAGCCCGUCCUGGUUUGUCAAAGUCAUCAACCGUGUUGUACAUGGCUUGGACCGAGUGUUGGCGUAUCUGGACGAUGUCAUCUGUUUCGAUGAGGAGCCUCUGGGACACGUGCUCAACAUGAUCGAGUUCUUCAAACGAUUGCGCCAGAAUUUUCUCAAGAACCUCGCCACCAAGGUACGGCCCCUCAACGCCCUUCUCAAACAAGGUGUCCUCUUCAAGUACACCCCGAGCAUGAUCAAAGUUGUCAAGACGUUGUUGAGCGAACUCACGCGCCCUCCGAUUCUAGUUUUUUCUGAUCGGGCGGCGGUCGAAGACAACAGCCGCCCUCUCCGGUUAUGCUCUGACGCGUGUAUCGAUGGCUUCGGGGCCUCUGAAGAACAAGAACAGCUGGAUGGCUCCGUGCGCCCCAUCGUGUACAUCAGCCGUGCUACCCUCCCUGCGGAGCGCAACUGGACCGUUUUGGAUCUGGAGGCUGGUGGGAUUGUUUGGGCAAUCAAACGCCUUCGCGGCUAUCUGUGGUCGACCAAGUUCGUCAUCUACUCGGACCACAAAGCCUUAGAGAGCAUCGGCAAGGUGGGGGAACACAANUCUGGAGGCUGUUGGAGUUGUUUGGGCAAUCAAACGCCUUCGCGGCUAUCCGUGGUCGACCAACCUUCCGACUUUGGAGACUUUCGUCGACACGCCCCACGGAUGAUGGACGUCUCACCACCUUCGUCGUCUACUUGCACGGAUCAUCAGCGACCUUCGGGUGUCUUCGCAGUUUCCGGACUUGCCGGCUCUGCCCCGCGGCUGCCCUCUGUCGCAUCUCGUUUGGUGCCCUCUGUUGCAUCCUCAGCGAACAAAUAUGUGCACGUCUUGUCCUCGCUUCCGGAGCGUGGACCACUCAUCUCCUCACGGACUCGGGCCAAGACUACCACUGCUUCCGGUGGUACCGUCACCGACCCAGCUUACUUCGGACGUCAACCGCGGGCUACCAUCGUUCCUCGAACGCCGUCGCCUGUCCGUCGCUCUAACAGGUUUCGUACAAAAACCAAGACCACCCGGGUCACCGCGCAUUCGCCGCGUCCAUCCGCGACGCUCGCGUCGGCAUCUUCGUCGACUGUUUCCGCGCCACCGGCACCUUCGUCAUCAUCACCGUCUUCAGCGUGCUCUGUUUCGCCGGUUUCGCCUUCUUCACAGGUGUCACCCACGUUUUCGUCUCCCGCGGCGCCGUCGUCGCGCGUGGAGGUUGCGGCUGCUUCUGCAGCCGGCACAUCAUCUUCUGCCGCUCCUUCCGCCGGAUCGCCUGAUUCUCUUUUGGAAUCACUCGCCUUAGACACUGCUCAUCUGCGGGACUGCGUCCAGAGUUUUAGAGCUGUGGAUUGGGCUCGGGAACAGCAACAAGAAAGCGAAUGUGUGGCGGCCAUGCGUUUUCUUUCCCGUGGCUCUCCCUCCCCACCUCCCCCUGAUUUGCUGACCCUCGAUGCCCCGCUUCGUUCUCCCCGAUUAGACGACGUGUUGGCGCUGGCGGCGAAGACCAGGUUGCACACGACCGACGACAACGUCACUCUUCUCGUGCACAAAUCAGCGCCGUCGCCGGUUGGACGCUCUGGGGGUAGGACCACUCGCUUGCCGAAUACUGGAGUCCCUCGUGUAUACGUGCCGAUGCUCAUGCGUCCGUGGGUUUUGCGUGCUUGCCAUACCCACGCGUUCUUCCAUUUGGGUGUUCACCGUACACAGCGGCUGCUCGAACGUUUUUACUGGUGGAUUGGUGUGGAUCGCUCCGUGCGCUGGUGGCUCCGAUCGUGUCUGGUGUGUCAAGCCCGCAAGACUUCACGCCAAACUGCUCGGUGGCCCAUCAUCGCUAUGCCGCUGCCGCAAGGGCCUGGAACUGUCGUCGGCGUCGACUUCUUUGGGCCUCUGCCAUUGACUGCCAAGGGCAACUCUUACAUCUUGCUGUUCACCGACCGCUUCAGCCGGAGAGCCGACAUGUUCGCUGUCACAGCCGCUGAAUUUACGGCCAAGGGAACGGCCAACAUCUUCGUCAACCAGUACAUGACCAAGUGGGGAUGCCCGACUACGCUGUUGUCGGACAACGGACUUCAUUUUUGUUCGAAGCUCUCCAUGGCUAUCUACGAGGUGAUGAAAAUCAAGAAGGUCACCACCAGCUCCUACCACCCGCAGACCAACGGGGGCACGGAGCGCGUCAACCACACGAUGGCCCAAAUGCUUGCCGUUGCGGUCAACGAACAGCAAAACGACUGGGAUGUGCAUCUCCCACACGUUGAGUUCGCCUACAACAAUUCUGUGAACCAGUCUACUGGGUUGGCGUCCAACGAGAUCCACAUGGGACGUAUCCCGCGACUUCCGCUUUCGGUCUUCGAUCAUCCCUCAGUCGGUGGUCAUCAAAGCUUGGACCGUGAUCAACUCGAGUAUUGCAACCUGGCAGUAGAUCGGCAACGCCGAGCGUACGACCUGGUCCGAGAGUACAACGCUCUGAAAAUUUCGAGAGUCGAACGCCGCAAUUCAUCCAUGCUGGACGCCAUCAACAAGAUUCCGAAGUUUACUGUUGGAGCGUGGGCUUGGGUGUACAACACGGCUGCUACGAUUCGCCAAGGUGCGCGCAAGGACACCGAUCAACAGGUGCUCAAGGCCAAGUUCGCGCUCUCCUGGACGGGACCCUACAAAGUACUUGCUGUGGGGCCAGCCUCUGCGAAAGACACCCCGGACGGACACCCAUUGGCUCACAAACUGCUCUACCUUGACCUUCCUUCUGAUCUUUCGGGCCCAGCAGCUCGUUCGAGGGUGUCUGUUCUUCGUUGCAAGCCCUGCCGCAACCCGUAUGAGACGGACGAUCGGCCACAGUCCAUGCCUGCAGAACUCUCUCGCUAUGUUUUGCAUUCUUUCGGAGAUAAAUGUCCGCCGUUUCAUGUCACCCCAGAUGAUGUGUCGGCGCCGGUGGGACGUCUGAAGGUUGACUACAUUUCGGGACACCAGCUGGUGCGUGGGCGUAGUGGCGUCCUCGCUGUCCUGUAUCACACGCAUUGGAUUGGGCUUGCUACUCCAUCCUGGGAACGUGAAUCCGACCUCGAGCAAUCCCGUCGACACAUCCUUUUGUAUUGGUCUCGGGAAAUUAGCCAAAGCAAGCAGGGUAACCGCGCUUACCGCAACACUCGGACGCGCGCGGCACAGCGGGAGCUCGCACGGACUCGUGGAGAACGUUAUCUGCCCCCGGGAGCCGAUCUUGUACUUCACGAGACUUGGCUUCGCCGUUUCAGUUCUUCGCCCUUACCCGUGGGAGCGAGGCUGUGGUACAAGGCUCGAGACAGAUUAUGGUGGACGGGACGUAUCGGGGCUCAUCAGGGCGACUCCUAUUGUUCGGUUCCUCGAUGAUACUGGCCCCAGCGUUCUUCCUCUGCCUGAGGAUCUCUAUUCCACCGCCUUAAACGCCGUCUGUGGAUCCUGGUGUCUGGAGAAACAUCGUUCCCGCCCUUUGGGCGACAUCAGCGUCCGCAUCCGUCUUCCCGCUGACUCCUUACCGUCAGCCGUCCCCACGGUCGCUUCUUAGUGUUUGGCAUUUCAGCGCCUUGCGGGGACACUUCCCAUUUUUUUUAUGUUUUGUGUGUUUUGUUUUGUUUUAUGCCUUCCUUUUCAUUGGCGAUUUGAUUUUCUCAGAUCUUGCGUCUUGUUUUCUCUUGCUCCGUUUUUUUAUUUUUUGCGUUUGUUUUGUCUUCCUAGUUCUGCUCACUUCUGUUUGACAAACUGAGACCGAAAAGAAAAGAAAAGAAAAGAAAAGAAAAGAAAAGAAAAGAAAUGACCUGCCAAAAGCGCAAACCCGGUCCUCGGUUCCCAGUGUUCUG
This is a messenger RNA of Ectocarpus sp. CCAP 1310/34, 3860 nucleotides long. NCBI's taxonomy places the organism in Eukaryota, Phaeophyceae, Ectocarpales, Ectocarpaceae. The record is from the annotation of a GenBank genome assembly.